GAAAAAAAGCCCAGGACAAACCGCACAGGGAACCGCAAAGGUCGCGGCGACACAGGGGUGCCGCUGCGGGACAGGCGCUGGCUCCCCGCGUGCCGGACAGACUGCAGAUCCUCUCUACAACGAUCCGUGGCCACGGCCGCGCGGGGCUCUGGACCACCCAGGGUUCGGGACCGCGUGGAGCUGCAAGCCACGCUCGUCCCCACCGCCCCUUCCGCCGGGCGCCGGCCCCGCCUCCCUCCCGACUUCCCGCGCGCGGCGGCUGUGCGGGGCGGACGGUGGGAGCGUGGGAUACCCCUCGGAGGAGCGGACGCAGCCUAUGACUUCUACACCCAACAUGAGUGACAUUUCCUGCAAAAAGCGGGAUGACUAUCUGGAGUGGCCGGACUAUUUCAUGGCGGUGGCCUUCUUGUCGGCACAAAGAAGCAAGGACCCAAGUUCCCAGGUGGGAGCCUGCAUUGUGAAUUCAGAAAACAAGAUCGUGGGGAUUGGGUACAAUGGAAUGCCAAAUGGGUGCAGCGAUGACCUGUUGCCUUGGAGAAGAACAGCAGAAAACAAGCUGGAUACUAAAUAUCCGUACGUGUGCCAUGCCGAGCUGAACGCCAUCAUGAACAAGAACUCGGCGGACGUGAAGGGCUGCAGCAUGUAUGUUGCCUUGUUCCCGUGUAACGAAUGUGCUAAGCUCAUCAUCCAGGCAGGUAUAAAAGAGGUUAUUUUCAUGUCCGAUAAAUACCAUGACAGUGAGGAGACGACGGCCGCCAGGCUCCUGUUUAAAUUGGCUGGGGUUACGUUCAGAAAAUUCACACCGAAGUACAGCAAGAUUGUCAUUGACUUUGAUUCGAUUAACAGCCGACCGAGUCAGAAGCCUCAAUGAGUUUCAUCUCGUUAAAGCCCUAGAAGAAGAUGACACCCCCACCACCACACACACACACACACACACACACACACACACACACACACAAGGGGCUCCCCGAACCUUUCAUCUUGAAGUUCCACGUAGCUUUUUAAUACCAUGGCACACAUAGACAUCUAAAGAAUAUAAAACUUUGCAUCCUCGCUACCGUCAUGUGGAUCUAUCAGCUGUUUAAUUUGGAAACUAAGGGACUGCCCAUGGGAGCUGGAGUGAAGGUCUCUCCACUUCCGCAGAGCCUGUCUGCCAACAAUGAAGGUGACUGUACCAGAGAGGGUCAGCUCUGUCAUCCACCGAGUUCCGACAGCCGCUCCUUGCUGCUACACGGGCUAGAAGGACAUACAAAUAAUUGCUUCUCGUUCUUAGCAGGGAUGAGCAGGCACACUGAUGUGAACAUCUGGCCCAAAUGAAGCAUACCCUGUCACGCCCUUGGAAAAACAAAUAGGACCAAACGAAGCUAGCGUGAACAUACACCUGCUGCAGAGUUGAGGAGACCUCUCACCUAUUCACAGGAGGCUGAGGAGGGCCACAGAUGAUCAGUACAAUGUCCCCCUCCGUUCGCACUUUCCUGCCUCACACACAGCAAUAGCACACCAUCCCUCUGGAGGGUAGGGGACCCCCACGGUUCCAGCUUCUUAUCCUUGGUUUGUUGGCCACAUAGCAUUGUUAAAUUUAUCUGAGGAGUAAGUAGUUCCUAGAGGAGACAGCUUAUCACUCCCCCUAGACCAGGCACUGUGUGGUGACAGCUGGAGCUGUAUGGAUGGGUGAUGUGGGAUGUCCCCCAUCCUGUGUCUCCUGCUGUGUGGACACAUGUCACUCCUGUUCUUCGUGCCAGCGUUGUUCAUUUCCAAGGGCAGCCUACAACCAGAGAGUACAUUAAUUGCUGUCCUAUAAGAGGAUUGUGGGAAACUCUGUACCUGGAGAUGGUCCAUACCAGAUCCUCAUUUGUGCCUUCAGCCUCAUGGGCAGCAUCCUCCUGAUGCCCCAUUGUGGGUGGGAGUGCCCCACUGUGUAUUCUGUUUUUAAUUUCAUUUAUAUUCUAGCAAACAUGCUCAGUGUCUUUGAUAAAAUAGUUUCUUUUUUCAUGGGUUUUUAUUUCGUCUCUAAGAUUUUUUUUUGUUUACACUCUGUAUUCUGGAGUACAUUUUUGUAAUUUGGAUCUUUGCCAAUAUUAUUAAAAUUUUAUUAAAAAUCUAACAACACCAAGA
Mastomys coucha (southern multimammate mouse) is the source of this 2115-nucleotide messenger RNA. RefSeq names its product dCMP deaminase (gene Dctd). Gene Ontology annotation, molecular function: zinc ion binding; dCMP deaminase activity. Gene Ontology annotation, biological process: dTMP biosynthetic process; dUMP biosynthetic process. Bases 317 to 871 code for a protein of 184 amino acids. The transcript is spliced from 6 exons. Lineage: Eukaryota; Metazoa; Chordata; Mammalia; Rodentia; Muridae. Gene Ontology annotation, cellular component: cytoplasm. The record is from RefSeq and is a predicted model, not a curated record.